Messenger RNA from Daldinia caldariorum, 433 nucleotides. RefSeq lists its product as uncharacterized. The coding region runs from base 43 to 294 and encodes 83 amino acids. The transcript has a single exon. NCBI's taxonomy places the organism in Eukaryota, Fungi, Ascomycota, Sordariomycetes, Xylariales, Hypoxylaceae. The record is from RefSeq and is a predicted model, not a curated record.
GUAUGGGUUAAAUCUACAUCGUCAAAUGUUUAUUUAAUUCAGAUGGAGGCUCCACUACGGUGGCUUGCUGAGGGUUAUCAACUUAUUCUCUAUGGGUUUCCUUCCGUUCCCGGCCUCCUCUAUCAAACUUGGAAAGCACCCUUCCCAAUCAGCCGCCGACGCCAGCUCCUCCUGGUUCGCGACUGUGGGGUGUUCGCUACAUUUCCUGUCGAUUCAUGUUUAUUUGCAUGUUUCAAUCGACUCUCCUGCGCAUCCAGCGGUUUCCGAGCCGCUGAGAUCGAGAAAAAAAAAUAGUUAACUAGUUACCUGGAAUUGCUGUAGAAUUAGAUCAGAAGAUAAUUGUAAAUUUUGCAUGUGUGAAAUUUGGUAUGUCCAAGCUUAUAAUUUGAGCACCGAUGCCAGAUGAUGCUCAAGCAAAAUUUUCAUGCACACG